Molecule: messenger RNA, 1209 nt
Organism: Pantherophis guttatus
Lineage: Eukaryota; Metazoa; Chordata; Lepidosauria; Squamata; Colubridae
Source: RefSeq, a predicted model, not a curated record
AUGUCGAGCAGGUGUUUUGUAUUCAUCCUUUUCCUCCUUACCUUCUUGCCCUUCAGUUCCCUGGCCACUGCUGAGGUUUUCAGUGUGGAAGAAGAAAUCUUUUUUGAUGAGAAAGGGGAGUUUGACCCAGGAUACGAUAUCUUCAACUUUGUCACCUUCCACAAUCAAUCCUUCCAGAGAGUUCAGAUUGGGAAGAUGGUCUCCAAAGCUCCUGAUGGGAAAAAAAUCAGCAUAAAUGAAAGUGCCAUUGUGUGGAAUCACAAGUUUCAGCAGUUGGAAAUGAUUUGUUCUUCUUCAUGUAUUUCAGAUGCUAACCAAUGUGAGAGAUGCCCAGUGGAUCAGUAUUCGAAUGAAGAAAAGAUCCAGUGCCUUCCCAAACGUUUCAGCUAUUUAUCCUAUGAUGAAUCCUUGGGAAUUGUUCUGACGUCCUUGAUUCUUUUCUUUUCCUCAACCCUCAUUUUGGUGGCUGUGACUUUCAUUCUGCACUGGGACACCACCAUUGUCAAAGCCAACAACAGGAACAUCACAUGCAUCCUUCUUUCCUCUCUCCUGCUUUGUUUUCUGUGCUCUCUGCUCUUCAUAGGUUGGCCUGGCAGGGUGACUUGCUUUCUCAGGCAAACUAUGUUUGGCACCAUUUUCUCUCUCUCGGUUUCUUGUGUCUUGGCCAAAACCAUCACAGUCAUUGUGGCCUUCCUGGCCACUAAGCCGGGAAACCAGAUGAGGAAAUGGCUAGGAAACAGACUGGCAGGAUCCAUCAUUGUCUUCUGCUCAUGUAUUCAAGCUAUUAUCUGCAUGGUAUGGUUGAUCAUGUCUCCUCCCUUCCCUGAGUGGGACAUGCAUUCGCAGAUUGAAGAGAUCAUUGUUCAAUGUAAUGAAGGCUCAGAUGCCAUGUUUUACAUUGUCCUGGGCUACUUGGGGCUCCUGGCCACCAUCAGUUUCACUGUGGCUUUCUUUGCCAGAAAACUGCCUGAUACUUUUAAUGAAGCCAAGCUGAUCACCUUCAGCAUGCUUGUGUUCUGUAGCAUUUGGGUGUCCUUCAUCCCAGCCUAUCUGAGCACCAAGGGGAAAUACAUGGUGGCUGUGGAGAUCUUCUCCAUCUUGGGCUCUACUGCAGGUCUCCUGGGUUGCAUCUUCCUGCCUAAAUGCUACAUCAUUAUCUUGAACCCACAUCUUAACACAAAACAACACCUGACUAGAAGAAUAGAUUAA